Molecule: messenger RNA, 2537 nt
Organism: Hypanus sabinus (Atlantic stingray)
Lineage: Eukaryota; Metazoa; Chordata; Chondrichthyes; Myliobatiformes; Dasyatidae
Product: zinc finger protein 229-like
Exons: 2
Coding region: 614-1960 (448 amino acids)
Source: RefSeq, a predicted model, not a curated record
AGGCGUAAGGGGUGCGGAAAGGUCCCAGAAUUGCGCAUGCGCAGGACUCAGCGGACAAACGGCCCUGGUGAAUCGGCCGCAGGCGGGCUGCGGCUUGGGGAUCCGUCAGUAUUGGUGUCGGCACCGCGGCGAAGGGAAAACUCCUGGUUAGGAAUGUUGAAGAAUUUGUGAAUGGGAAUCUCAAACUCGAGCACCUCAGGUUUGCUGUCUCUGUGCAGAUUUUAAAGAGUGACCAGAUAUUUCCUCUGUAACACCAAUAUAUUUAUUGUGAUCCUUGGAGAUGAAGAUCUAUCACAUUCCAGCUGGGAACGUACUUUGUGACUGAGAUGAAGAUUUCUGUUGUGACUCAGUGAAAUCCACUAGAACUGACGUGCUGAGAACACUAGGUCUUCAACUGCAUUGAUUGUACAAGGUAGUCACUACGUCAAUCAUCUGACUUAAUGAAUUGCUAUAGAAUUGACAGUAGGGAGAUAUCAUUCUCAGGAACUCACUCAGUUAUCUGACUAACUGGCUCACUGUUCACCUUUGGUAGCGGCUGUUCACCUGAGAAUGUGGGAAGGAAUCUAUUCAGUCAUCUGACCUUCUGACACACCAAUCAGUUCACACUGGGGAGAUGCCGUUUAAGUGCUCGGACUGUGGGAAGGGAUUUCCACGGUCAUGUCAACUGAAGCUACAUCAACGAGAUCACACCAGUAAGAAACCAUUCACCUUCUCAGACUGUGGGAAAGGAUUCAAUUCAGCAUCUCAGCUGAAGGAACAUGAGCGAGGUCACACUGCGGAGAGGCCGUUUACUUGCUCAGACUGUGGGAAGCGAUUCACUUGCCCAUCUCACCUGCAGAGACAUCGGUCAGUGCACACUGGGGAAAAACCAUUCACCUGCUCAGACUGUGGGAAGGGAUUCACUUCAUCAUCCAACUUAUCUAGACAUCUGAAAACUCACACUGAGGAAAAUCUGUUCAGCUGCUCAGACUGUGGGAAACGAUUCACUCAGUCAUCUGACCUUCUCAAACACCAGCCAGUUCACACUGGGAAGUGGUCGUACACCUGCUCAAAUUGUGGGAAAGGAUUCAGUGAGUUAUCUUACCUUCAAAGACACCAGUCACUUCACACUGGGAAGUGGCCAUUUACCUGUUCAAAUUGUGGGAAAGGAUUCAGUCGGUUAUGUGAUCUGAAAGGACAUACGCGAGUUCAUACUGGGGAGAGGCCGUUCACCUGCUCAGACUGUGGGAAGCAAUUCAUUUGGUCAUCUCACCUGUAUAGACACCAGCGACUUCACUCUGGAGAGAGGCCAUUCACCUGUUCCGUGUGUGGGAAAGGGUUUGCUCGGUCAUCCCACCUAAAGAGACACGAAUUAACUCACAGUAUGAAGAAACCAUUCACCUGCUCAGACUGUGGAAAGGGAUUUUCCGAAUCAUCAGACCUACUGGCACACCAGUCAGUUCACACAGGAGAGUGGUUGUUCACCUGCUCAAUUUGUGGGAAAGGAUGCACCUCAUCAUCUCAACUGAAAACACAUCAGCGAGUUCACACUGGGGAGAAGCCGUUCAUCUGCUCAGACUGUGGGAAGCGAUUCGCUCAGGUAUCCAGCCUGCAGACACACUUGCGAGUUCACACUGGUGAGAAGCCGUUCUCCUGCUCUGAAUGUGGGAAGCGAUUCAUUCAGUUAUCUGAACUGAAAAUACAUCAGCGAAUUCACACUGGGGAGAAGCCAUACACCUGCUCAGACUGUGGGAAGCGAUUCGCUAGGUCAUGUCUCCUGUACAGACACCGGCGAGUUCACUCUGGAGAGAGGCCAUUCACCUGCUCCGUGUGUGGGAAAGGGUUUGCUUGGUCAUCCCACCUAAAGAAACACCAAUCAACUCACAGUAAGAAGAAACCAUUCACCUGCUCAGACUGUGGAAAGGGAUUUUCCCUAUCAUCAGACCUACUGGCACACCAGUCAGUUCACACGGGAGAGUAGUUGUUCACCUGCUCAGAUUGUGGGAAAGGAUGCAUCUGGUCAUCUCAACUGAAAACACAUCAGCGAGUUCACACUGGGGAGAAGCCGUUCACCUGCUCAGACUGUGGGAAGGGAUUCACUCAGUUAUCCACCCUACAGGCACACCGGCGGCUUCACUCUGGGGAGAAACCAUUCACCUGCUCAGACUGUGGUAAGCAAUUCACUCAGAUAACCAGGCUGCAGACACACCUGCAAGUGCACACUGGUGAGAGGCCGUUCUCCUGCUCUGAAUGUGGGAAGUGAUUCAGUCGUACAUCCGGACUUACGAAACACUACCGAGUUCACAGAGAGGACACAAUUUUAAUAUGCCUGAUGCUGGAUAUUUAACCAUCAAAUUUGCUGAAGUCAGAGACGAAUUCAAAAGAGACUGUUGGUGUUGAACUCCAGUAAUUUUUGCUGCUGCUUAUCACAUCCAGUUCUACAUCCUGGCCUCUGGAACUGAGAGGAGUUUCUUCUGCUGAUGUUCACCUUUAAUCCUUUAAUGGGAAUGGAAAUUAAUUUUCUGGAUCCGUUAUUAAUAAAUCAUUUGUAUUUUAAA